GAGGGGAGAAUGCACGCUCCUUUCACAGAGAGAGGUGGUAGGAAGGAAGGCAGGAAGGAGGAAAUGAGAGACAGGCGCGAGCAGAAGAGCACAAUGAAGGACAAUCUUUUCCCAACCGUCCAACUCUGCCAUUCCCACAUGCGCUGACAGAGAAGGAGAGAGGGAUAGAGCGAGAGAGGGAGGGAGAGAAGGGGGAUGAGAAGUGAAGUGGAGGAGCAAUAGCAUUACAAAAGGAAGGAGGGAAGGAGAGAUGAAGAGCACGCUCGCCGGCUGAGACUUUGUGAAUCAACCGAGUCUAAGGAGCAGAUCAGCGGAGGCGCACGCUUCCCUGGAGUGGAGGUACGAGGAGGAAGUGGAGCCAAGAGGAGUGAUCGGCUGGAGCAGAAGAACCAUUGACAUUACUCCUCUCCUGGAGCGUUGGCUUCUAGCCUGGAUGGAUUAUCAACACGGUGCUCUUAUGAAGGAAGCCUAACUAUUUACACUUGUGUUUGGGUUGAAACAACAGAACAUGAGGAUUGGACAAAAGAAAGUGCAGUGCAGAAGAAUUGUUGCGUUGUUGAUCAAAUGUGGCUGAUUUUUACUUUUGACUUUGUGGAGAUAAACCUUGCUUAAGUUAUUAUCAACGAUCCAACCAUAGUUUUUAAUAUUCAAUAUUCAGGUUGUUUUUAUGCAAGUUUUUAAACCUCUUUUGAUGUUCAGUGACUAGUGUUGUUUUCUAUUGUCUUCUGUUAGCUACAGUAACGUACCGUUGAAGCAACACAACAACUCGAGUGUGGUAUGUCCCAGUCGGGGUGAGUGCAUGGAGCCAGUGCUGUCAUCAUUGAUCGGGACUGUAGGGCUGGCUGGCGCAACGCAGACCCAACUUUGAUCAUUUCCUGAAGCCUAUUGAUCGCUUUGCGUGUGUGUCUGUGUGUGUAGCGUCUGUAGCUGGGUCUCUGCUGGAUGGAGUAGCUCUCAUAUGGAGACGUGUGGCCGCCCUGCAUGCCUGUUUGAUUAUCAGAUGUCUAGCCUCUUCUCUUUUCUUUUUUUUUAUCAGGUGAAUUCUGCUGUUGUUAGGUGAACAUUUAUUUACGCAGGCCUUUCUUUUGAUGUCUGUUGCCACGGCAACUGUAGUCGCAAGCAGACGGAACAAGAUGUAAAGUUUCUUGUUUUUCAUUGUCUCUAUUCUGCCUCCUUCUUAUAAAAAUCGAAUAGAAAGGAGCUGGUGCUUGUUCAUAACGGGGUACGUGUCUGUGUGGCGCGCGAGCGGACAGUGGACUGUCGUGCCCUGGCUGGAACUGCUUUGGUAUUCACAAGGCUGUGUGUGGAGGCUGUCUGGUUUCCGACGGCGAGUCAGGGUUGUUUAAGGACUCCCCUCCCUCCCUGCACAGUGUCGUAGUCGCACGGCAGAGUCAAACCGGGCUUUUGUCACUGCUGCCUAAAUCAUUGGCUCACAUCACCCCUUUCUCAAAAGAAAAUAAUGAACACAUAUCGAUUCAUUAAUUCAUAUAUUUUUUUAGGCAGAUUUGAUUGCAUGAAGCUGAUUUAGAUUAUCAGUUUUACUUGGAUGGUGCCAAUACUCUAUACUGCUGCUUCUAAUGUCUUUAUGUUUGUAAAGCUCCUCUAGUUGUUUUCUAUUGGUGUAGUAAACUCAGGAUGUCCCUUUUAGGUUUAGGAGUCCACUUUUUCUCCUCUCAUCUGACCUGACCAGUUCUCCCUCUUCGUUGCGCUACAUUUGUCCUUGGCCACUGCAAAGGUCGUUUCAAGUUCGGGAGUCUCAAGGUCAAACCACACCCGUCCCCCCCUCCUCUCUUUGAGCUUAGUGUUCCUCUGCUCUGUUUUUUAUAACUUCUACAGCCAUACUCUGUACGGUCUGGGUGCUCCCUCCUGGGGUGCUACAUGGCGGGCCAGACGGAUGUCUAGCUAGUGUCUGCCCACGUUCCUCCACGGGGCUAGACGGGUGUAGGCGAGCAUCAUCUGUCCCCUGGCGAUGCGGGGCACCCACAACAAGCUGUUGCUCUCGGUCACACUAGCAUCUUGAUGUGCUAGAUUCAAGGACUUGGUUUGCUGUGAGCGUCAAACAUUCAUGGGGGUUGACCAGCGUCAUUAAAGGGGGCAGGUUUUAUAACGGUUGCAUUACAUACCUUUUCUGCUCAGAGGGUCUUGCUGUGUGGCCCGGAGACUCGUGUCAAGAGACUGUUGUUUGCCUUUUAGCUGGAGCUAUGCAUUAUGUGCUGGUCAGUAUGUGCACUAGACUGUAGAAGAUCUAAGAGAUUACUCUGUGCUCAGCAGAUCUGAAAGCCAAGAUAAGAAAGGAAGUAUGGGCGGGCGGGGUUGUAGUGGUGGUGCUUGGUGAUAUCUCACUGGGCUUGGUGGUAUCACAUUGGGCUUGGUGGUACCUCAUUGGGCUUGGUGGUAUCUCAUUAGGCUUGGUGGUAUCUCAUUGGGCUUGGUGGUAUAUCAUUAGACUUGGUGGUAUCACAUUGGGCCUGGUGGUACCUCAUUAGGCUUGGUGGUAUCUCAUUGGGCUUGGUUGUAUCUCAUUGGGCUUGGUUGUAUCUCAUUGGGCUUGGUGGUAUCUCAUUGGGCUUGGUGGUAUCUCAUUGGGCUUGGUGGUAUCUCAUUGGGCUUGGUGGUAUCUCACUGGGCUUGGUGGUAUCUCAUUGGGCUUGGUGGUAUCUCAUUGGGCUUGGUGGUAUCUCAUUGGGCUUGGUGGUAUCUCAUUAGACUUGGUGGUAUCACAUUGGGCUUGGUGGUAUCUCAUUGGGCUUGGUGGUAUCUCAUUGGGCUUGGUGGUAUCUCAUUAGACUUGGUGGUAUCUCAUUGGGCUUGGUGGUAUCUCAUUAGGCUUGGUGGUAUCUCAUUAGGCCUGGUGGUACCUCAUUAGGUAUUUUAUUGGGCGUGGGGAUAUCUCGUUGGGCUUUGUGAUAUAGUAUUUGGGCUUGAUGGUAUCAUAUUGGGCUUGGUGAUAUCUCAUUGGGAUUGGUGAUAUCUUAUUGGGCAUGGUGAUAUGUCAUUGGGCUUGGGGGUAUCUCAUUGGGCUUGUUGGUAUCUCAUUGGGGUUCGGGGUAUCUUAUUGGGCUUGUUGGUUUCUCAUUAGGCUUGCUGGUAUCUCAUUGUGCUUGGUCCUAUAUUUUUGGGCAAUGGCAAUGCACUUUUCUCAGGUAUUAUUGCAACCCUUUUUCUUUUUACUUUGAACAAGACUGUUUCCAUGGCAGCAGCAAGACAAAGCAUAAGCAGGCUUGGCAGGGGAUUGUUCAUCAUUAAUUAUUAGAGUUGGGGGCGUCGGCUUCACACUGAGCUUAGAUGAUCCUUCAGCAGCAUUCAGGGAAUCUUGGGUCAGAUGUUAAGAAACUGACCAAUCAGGGCUCAUUGCCAUCAUAUCAAAGCCCGGCGGUGGUCCCCGUCAUCGCCAGCCAAUGACCUAUAUUCUCUGGUGUUACAUCACCACCGUGCUACCGCAGUACGGCGCGGCGCUGUACCAGACCUAGGCAACAUCUCAGACUCGCUAAUGCAACUUCAACCGAACUCUCAAUGGUGCUCUUAACACACUUACACCAAGGUGGCCAGUUUAUGUUUUACAGAACUUCAAACCAGGUGCAGCCUCCCUCCUGUUAGCCAUAUCAGGAAUCUCAGUGAGGUGACAGGCUCCUAGUCUUAAUCCAAACCCAGUGCUUUUUCCGUUGAUUUCUACUGGUGUCUGGAAACAAAGAAAAAAACAAUAGUUGGGCCCAAUCCAUACCUGGCGUUGUGGAGCCGGAGGGGUGAGUACAGUAGACGCGCCCAGUAGAGAGAGAGGGUCAGCGCAGGGGGGCAGCCUGGAGAACGGGCAGGCCAACGUGGGAGGGGGCGCCGGGGAGCGGGAGAUCAUCUGGAAGAGGAGGGAGGAGGUGGUGGUCAGGGAGAGGGCGGAGGCGCUGGAGAGACAGCAGCUGGCCGACUACAUCGUGUGGAGGAAGAGAGACGGCUUCCAGGAGAGGAGCAGAGCAGGCGCAGGAGGAGAAGGAGCUGGAGACAGGGAGAGAGGUGCGAGGGACGCGGAGAAAGUAGGGAAGGAGGCGGUGCCGGAAAUCAUCUGGAGAAAGCGGGAGGAGGAAGGCCAGGCAGAGAGGAAGGGAGCCCAAGCCAGUCAGAGAGCACACGAAACCGUGUGGAGGAAGAGGGAGAGAGAGUGAGAGAGAAAAAAUAGGAGUUGGAUGAAAAAACUGUUUUUAAAGGAAGUGAACUAGACUAGGCAUACGUGAAUAGGUCUCCUCCUCCUACGUCAGUCUAUUUUUACUCCCGGCCUGCAGGUGCACAGUGAAAUAUUAACCAGGGCGGGGGCAUGUGAGCGAGUGUGUUGUAAAUGUGUGUGUCUGUAUGUGAGUGUACGUGUGUCCCCACCUGAUAUGCUCUUAGGCAGCUAAUUGGAUUUUAUGGGCCCAUGUCAGGCCGCAAAGUACUGCCACAGGGAGCUGCUGCACACAUACUGUACAUGUGUCCACAUAUAAUACAAACACUGACAAGCACACAUUGAAACUGACUGGCAAGGGGGGAAAUAGGAUUACUCCUGCAUGUACAUAUGCACACAAUAUCUCUUAAUACAGCAAAACACACGCUGUGUAUCCGAUGCCCUACCGUGAGGCGUCACUCAUGCUGAUUCUCCAUGGUGCUUGCUACGGCUGGAUCUCUCACAGGGAGCUGUCUGGCUCGGGCCUGAGACACCCACAGGUUUACUUUUUACAUUAUAGCAAAAAACAAUGAUAAGCGCUGAACUUCCCGUACCCUUUCCCCGGAGAACACAGACCCUGAUGCAGUUUGAAGACCUAAAGACAACAUGAUCUGCGCUAGUCCCGCCAACGCUCACUUUCUUCAUCAGACUUCAGGAGCGCACUGGAAAACACUGCAGCAACCCUGGACCUCACUAGGCUCUUCUGUAUCCGCAGAUAAAGGUUUUGUUUUUGAAAGGCUUUUGUGUUGGCCGCAGUGGGAGCUGAGACACGACGACAGAUGGACACAGCUCAUACACUGAGCAAGAUAACCAGAUGGCUGGGUGUGAAGGAGUGCUUUAAACACCACCAGACAUAAACAAAAAAAAAACUGCAAUUCUAGCGCCUGUGAAGAUUCACAGAAAAUCGUGCAAUGGAGCUCGUCCCAAAAACCAAGUACACCUUUUUUCGGAGUGAAUCUCUGAGCUCCACUGAUGAGACAAACUCCAAUCCCUCCUCUCUCCCACCCUCCACUCCGCCCACCCCCUUUACCCCUUCACCGGGCCUGCCCUCGUCCUUCUCCUCCUCCUCUCUCACCCCCAUCCUGCCUCCGUCGUCCCCCCGCCCGGCCGAGAACAGCCCCACCACGCUGUGCUCCUUCUUCCCCAGGAUGGGCUCCCUCCGCCUGGGGGUCUCUGCCACCCUGCUCCCUGGCCGCUGGGCGUCCAGCAGGCCCCAGUCGGCGUCCGGCCGGCAGCCGGCCGCGGAGUUGUCCGGGGACGAGCGGGGCAGCACGGGCUCCUCCCCGCCGCCCGCUCUCCGGCUGUGUCACCCCCUCCUAAUGGCCCCCUCUCCUCCACCUCGCCCCCCCCUGCAGGACAUGAACCGGCUCGGCGGGGCGUCCAGGCGGGCGCGGGUGGAAGGCGGGCAGCUGGGCGGAGACGAGUGGACCCGCCACGGCUCGUUCGUCAACAAGCCCACCCGGGGCUGGCUGCACUCGGACAGCGUGGUCAGCACGGCGGGGGUCUCCUACAGCGUCAGGUACAUGGGCUGCGUGGAGGUCCUGCAGUCCAUGAGAGCCCUAGACUUCAACACCAGAACUCAGGUCACCAGAGAGGCCAUCUCGGUGGUUUGUGAGGCGGUACCCGGAGCUAAAGGAGCCCAGCGCAGGAGAAAGCCAUCUUCCCGCUGUCUGACGUCCAUCCUGGGGAAGAGCAAUCUGCAGUUUGCCGGCAUGACAAUCAGCCUGACGGUGUCCACCAGCAGCCUGAACCUGCUGGCGGCCGACUGCAAACAGAUAAUCGCCAAUCAUCAUAUGCAGUCCAUCUCGUUCGCCUCUGGAGGAGACCCAGAUACGGCAGAGUAUGUAGCGUACGUGGCCAAAGACCCCGUCAACCAGAGAGCGUGUCACAUCCUGGAGUGCUCCGAGGGCCUUGCACAGGAAGUGAUCAGCACCAUUGGCCAGGCGUUUGAGCUGCGCUUCAAACAGUACCUAAAGAACCCCCCCAAGCUGGUCACACCCCACGACAGAAUGGCUCCGUUCGAUGGCUCUGCGUGGGAGGAGGAGGAGGACGAGGCCGCUGCCCCCCCCGAGGUCCCGUACUACAACAACUUCCCCGGGAAGCAGCCUCCGCCUGGGGGGCUGGUCGACAUGAGGGCCCGGCCCGGGGCCACGCUGCCCUAUGUCCAGCAGGGGCAGAACGACAUCCACAAACAGCCCCUUCCUCCUCUGCCAGUAGGGGCCAAAGAAGGUGGGCGGGAGCUCUUUGAAGACCCAUCGUACGUCAAUGUGGAUAAACCCCGCCCUCUAGCAUCUGCGGCCAAUGGAAACGCUCAUAGAGAUGCAUUUGACAUGAAGCCCUUCGACGAUGCCCUCGGGGUCUCUGGGGGUCUUGGCCCGGUGUCGGCGGCGCCCCCACUGGUGGAGCAGCUGCAGUGCGAGACCUGGUUCCACGGCAGCCUGAGCCGCAGGCCGGCGGAGAGGCUACUGACGCGGGACGGGGACUUCCUGGUCCGGGAGUCCGGGACCACGCCCGGGCAGUACGUCCUGACGGGGCAGCAGGGAGGGCAGCCCAAGCACCUGCUGCUGGUGGACCCUGAGGGGGUGGUGCGUACAAAGGACCACCGAUUUGAGAGUGUGAGUCACCUCAUCAGCUACCACAUGGACAACAGGCUGCCCAUCGUGUCCGCGGGCAGCGAGGUGUGUCUGCAGCAGCCGGUGGAGCGCAGGACCUGAUCGCACACACACACACACACGCACACAUAUAUACAUACACACAGAACCAUACACACACCUGGAUGUGGAGAUAUGUACAACCCUGCAUUUACAAACCGAACCCUACCGCACAUAAACACUCCCAAAAUGAUACACUCCUGAGGAAACUCCCUAGGCAAACGUAUAACAAAAGUGUGGUCGGUCCAUAUACAAAAGCAACACUACACAACCACACGUGCAGACUUUUGAACUUACAAUAGACAAAGCAAUCGCAAAAGAAAAACCAAGAAAAAAUGACGUCUGCCAAAUUCCGUUGCUUACUGCUGUCGCAGGCAACAUGCUGCUGUCUUUGGACAGCAAGACUGUGAACUCUGCCAUGUCUCUCCCUCCUACCCCCUCUCUGAAAUUCCUCAUCUAGCAACAAGUCAAAGUGCUGCUGCAAUGUCUUACAGCCUACUGGGAACCUGGUACCAACCCCCCCCCCACCUGCUAAAUCCAUCUUGGUAUCUAAGUAUUGGUCACUAUUCAAAAUGGCAGCCACUCAUUUGUGAAUACUCAAAAUGAUAAAAAAGAUAACUUAAUUGUUGAAAUACAGAAGAGUCCUAUAAGGGGCGAGGAGAGGGGUGUCGUUUGGGGGGCUGAGCAUGCCCUAGAUGCUUAGGUUGGGUCCAUUGGAUCGGUUGUACCUCGUCUUCUAGAACGCAAUGGGGCUAACAAGAUGAACCCUGCUCAGUGAGGAUGUAUUGCAAAGUUUGUUUCCGCUCAAAUCAGGACUACUAUGCAGUCUCCUACACUGUCACAACCCUUUUAAUGACUUUUGAACUGUUCCAAUCCCCUCCGAAUGAUGUUUGGCGCUGUCAAGAAGGGCAGCCUGUAUGCAAAAAGGGGGGAUUGAUAUGCCAAUGCACCCUUUCUCAGUAACCAUCGUGUUCUACACACAAGUUGUAUUUUGCUAUUCCUAUGCCAAUAUCAAUUUGUCGGCCCCAGACUUGCUUUUGAUAUCACAGAUCUCAUGUUAAGCACCGUCCAUACUGCUGUCUGCCCUCCUCCCAGCCCCUGAUGCACACACAUGUGUUCACCUUCUCUGCACUCCAACGUUCUAACCAACACCAAAGAAUGGGUUGAGUUUGGUUGCCCAAGGUGGAGAAAAUCCAUGGAGCUUUUCAUUAACCGCUAAAGCCAACCGCAUGUUUAUCUGUUUGCUGUGCGUACGUAAGAGCGGUGCUCAGCAAACAAAUCCACUCUGUUGUACAGGGAACGCACUCGGACACUGUCUGAGUUCAGCGCCAUCGAAAGGAGAGCCCAUCGCAAAUUACUUAUGAUGUCAUCUAAAGACGUAAUUUAUUCAUUGUAAGAGAUUGUGAGCAAGUUCAUGCUGACAUUUGGCUUGUCAAUGUUUUCAUCGUUUUUUUUUAAAAGUUUGCAUAGACAA
Gadus morhua (Atlantic cod) is the source of this 8314-nucleotide messenger RNA. RefSeq names its product SHC (Src homology 2 domain containing) transforming protein 1 (gene shc1). Gene Ontology annotation, cellular component: plasma membrane. Gene Ontology annotation, molecular function: receptor tyrosine kinase binding. The record is from RefSeq and is a predicted model, not a curated record. Gene Ontology annotation, biological process: intracellular signal transduction; cell surface receptor protein tyrosine kinase signaling pathway. NCBI's taxonomy places the organism in Eukaryota, Metazoa, Chordata, Actinopteri, Gadiformes, Gadidae. Bases 5101 to 6903 code for a protein of 600 amino acids. The transcript is spliced from 12 exons.